CCAUUGAAAUAAUAAUGGUAAAUUAAGACACAAAAAUAGGAUUGGUCAAAAGACAGAGGUCAAAAGUAAAAAUAAGGUCAGUAAUAAUGUUGAGGAAAAAAUGGUUGAAAGAGAGUCUGACCAGAAAAGAUGAAGAUGAAUAAUGAAGAUGAAGUUGGAAAAAAAGUAUCUAUGGUGAUAAAUUCAUGGUUUACUCAAGCAUUCUCAGUUGAAGUUCAGGAAGAUGAAAAGAGGAAGAAAAAAAAAGUGAAUCAUUUCAUCGUUUUUUUUGCCUUCAACAUUUUUCCUCAUUUCAGCUUCCUUUUGCAGUUGCAUUUUUUUGUGUCUCUUAUCAUCCAGGGAACUGUAAUCAUUUGGAACUGAGUAUGUCUGAGUUUAGAUCAUGAUGAUGAUCAGAUUGUGUGUGCGUGUGUGAGUGUGAGUGUCUAUUGGUAUUCAUGUUAUCAUGGAAACUUCACAUUCUUCAAGUCAGGUUGAGAGUGAAAAAUUGAAGUGAAAGUUCAUUUUUGUGUUACUUUUUGUUUUGUUUCAUUAUUUUUCCUUUUAUCAAUGGACAUUGCUUUUCUGGACAAAUCAUGUUGAUUCCAAUUGCAAUCACUUGCGAUCCUUUUCCAUGAAACUCACAAUUCAUUCCAUUUCUUUACCAAUAUUUACAAUCUUUAAAUCUUCAUCAUUUACCCUUUUCCUUGCUUUUAUCAAUCAAACUAUUUAUCCUCAUCUCAACUCAUCAUUAACCCAUUAAACCAGUAACAACGUGCCUAAAGUUUGGGAAUUUUGUCUUUGUUUCAAUCUAAUUUUUUCAAUGUUUCAAUCAUUUGUUGAAUUUGCAACAAUAAUUGGAUAACUUUUACCAUCCAUCCAUUAAUUAAUCAAAUUAACAAUUGCCAAGUUAGUAUUAUCUUUAUCCAAUUUGGUGCAACAUAAUCAGUUGAAGAAAGAUUGUUUGUUGACCAGAAAAUGAAUUUAAACAAGGAAUCGCUUGAAAAAUCUUUACUCGACUCUGAACUUGGAUUGUCAAGUGUAAUUGACUCUAAACAGCAACAAUCACAGUUAACUCAACAACCACAAGUUCAACCUCAACUUCAACAUUCACAAAUCAUUCCAAUGGUUGAUCCAUCAGCCAUCACCAAUCAACAGCACCAUUUCAAUCGCAACAUUGACCUAGCCUUAAAUACAACCGGUAAACGGGCUAAGAAAAUGUUUACUCCAAUAGUUGAUACAACCUCAUCGAUUGGUUCAAAUACAACGAUUCCCACAACCGGACUCGGUUCAGAUUGCCAUAGAAAGUUGGUUAAACGGAAAAGUGGUGAGAGCAAGAAAAGUCCCACUUUUGGUUCAGAGAAGGGCAUUUACGGUGGCAAUGUCGGUGGUCUUGGAUCUCACCCUCAACACCAUCACAUUCACCAUCACCAUCACUAUCAACAUGGAAACCCUCAUGGUGGAGUCACAUCACAAGCCAGUCUUCCGUCCAAUCCAUAUAAACCUUUAACGGCAUUUGAAAAACAAUAUCUUCUGACUGUCGAGCGCGGUGAUCAUGGCGGUGUCACACGAAUGAUUGAAAAUGCACCUGAAGAUUUCAACAUCAACUGCUGCGAUCCUUUGGGUCGAAGUGCUCUACUCAUGGCCAUUGACAAUGAAAACCUAAAAAUGAUUUAUUUACUGUUGGAUCAUGGAGCUGAGAUGCGCGAUGCACUUCUCCAUGCAAUCAACGAAGAGUUUGUCGAAGCAGUUGAACUGUUGCUCGACCAAGAAGAUGCCAUCUGGGAAGAGGGAGCUCCACACUCUUGGGAAGCCAUUGAACGGGAAACAUUCACUUCCGAUAUAACACCGCUCAUCUUGGCCGCUCACAAGAACAACUAUGAAAUCAUCAAGAUUCUCCUUGACCGGGGCGUCUCACCAAUACCCUCACCUCACGAUGCCCACUGUGGUUGUCGCGCGUGUCGAGAGGCUCGAGCCCAAGACUGCCUUAGACACUCACGAUCUCGCAUCAAUGCUUACCGCGCUUUGGCCUCACCAUCACUCAUUGCUCUUUCCUCCAAAGACCCAAUACUAACUGCCUUUGAAUUAAGCUGGGACCUUCGUCGACUCUCCUUCCUCGAACCCGAGUUUAAAACGGAAUAUCAAGAGUUACGUAAACAGUGUCAAGCUUUUGCAACGGCCCUGCUUGACCAUACACGGACAACCCAUGAACUAGAUGUGCUUCUCAACUAUGAUCCAACCGGUGACACCUCGGAUUCACAUGGUAAAAUGAAUUUGUUGCGCCUUAAAUUUGCCAUUCGUUGUAAACAGAAAAAGUUUUGUGCUCAUGCAAAUGUUCAACAACUUUUGGCCUCCAUUUGGUAUGAAGGACUUCCCGGUUUCCGUCGUCGUAACAUCGUCGUUCAAACCAUUGAAAUACUCUUGAUUGGCCUUUUGUUUCCCUUCCUGUCUUUUGCUUACAUUUUGUUCCCUGCAACUCGAAUAGGCCAAGUAAUUAAAAAGCCAUUCAUCAAGUUCAUCUGCCAUUCAGCCAGUUAUGUCACCUUUUUAAUAUUACUGGCUUUGGCUUCUCAAAGGAUCGAGACAAAUGCAUUUGAUAUUUUUGGUGUUUCUUCAAAAGAAGAAGCUAUUACUAAACGUGGAGCUCCUCCAACCUUAAUUGAGCUUAUGGUUUUAGCCUGGGUUUUAGGUUUAAUUUGGAGUGAAAUAAAGCAACUCUGGGAGCUUGGCUUGAUGGACUACCUCAGUGACAUGUGGAACAUAUUAGAUUUUAUUACUAAUUCACUCUAUGUGGCGACAAUUGCAUUAAGAGUCAUUGCCUACACACAAGUACAAAAAGAAAAAACAAUGCACACUGGAACUGCCCUUUUACCUCGUGAAUCUUGGCAUGAAUUUGAUCCCAUUCUACUGGCUGAGGGACUUUUUGCCGCUGCCAAUAUAUUCAGUUCACUCAAACUGGUUUAUAUUUUUUCCGUCAAUCCCCACCUGGGUCCACUUCAGAUAAGCCUUGGACGCAUGGUUGUGGACAUUUUAAAAUUUUUCAGCGUCUACAUUUUGGUACUUUUUGCCUUUGCCUGUGGUAUGAAUCAACUUUUAUGGUACUAUGCGGACAUGGAGAAACAAGUGUGUGACAGUGGAAGCCGCAAUGCAACAAUCAAUGUUAAUAGAUUAGUUAUUACCGGACCAAUCAGUGGAACUGGUUUGAAUAAAACAUUUGUGCCCAAAUCAGCAGCCGAAGCCUGCCUUACAUGGAGAAGGUUUGCCAAUCUAUUUGAAUCAACACAGACACUUUUCUGGGCAAGUUUUGGUCUCAUUGAUCUGGAAAAUUUUGAAUUAACAGGUAUACAAGCUUAUACUCGAUUCUGGGGACUUUUAAUGUUUGGAUGUUACUGUGUGAUCAAUGUUCUUGUUUUACUUAACCUUCUAAUUGCCAUGAUGAACCAUUCCUACCAAAUAAUUAGUGAGCAAGCAGACACUGAAUGGAAAUUUGCAAGAACCAAACUGUGGAUGUCUUAUUUUGAAGAUGGUGCGACGGUUCCUCCUCCAUUCAAUGUAAUUCCAACUCCUAAAUCAAUGUAUUAUUUAAUCAGAUGGAUAUUUAAAAAGUUUUGUGCACAAACACGAUUUGCCAAGAAUGAAGCUCUCAAAACAAUUAGGAGGAAAGCUCGACAAGCAUCAGAACGUGACUAUCGUUAUCAAAAUGUUAUGCGAUUAUUGGUUAGACGGUACAUUACAAAUGAACAGAGAACGGCUGAAAGACAGCGCGGUGUUACAGAAGACGAUUGUAAUGAAAUUAAACAAGAUAUUUCGGCUCUUCGUUAUGAAAUAAUUGACCUACUUGGACGUGAUAAAACCGCAUCAGGGACAAAUCUUGCUGUUGGGCGAAAGGGUCGCCAGAGAGAACGGAGGUUAAUGAAAGGCUUUGACCUUAAUUUUCUCUUUAUGGAGCCUACAGCUAGUUUUGAUGAAGAUGUCUAUGAUUUUGAAGAUCUUGACUGUAAUCAGCCAAUGGUUAAAUCUAAAUCAUCACGGAGUCGAUUUGUUCGCCUGGCUCGUGGCUUAGCUGGUAAACGAAGUCGUGGUAAUAACCGUUGGAAACAGCUUAUUGAAGCCACUCGAAGUAAAGUAAUGCCUUUCUCUCGGAGCUCAGAAUCAGUCAACAGUGAGCCAUGUGGAGAUAAUUCCAAAUCAAGUGCAGUUCCAGCAAAUUUAUACAGAAGCCCGAGACCAGGCAAUUUGCCUACCGCUCAAAGUUUUGAUGCUAAUGUAAGGCGAAACAUAUUUGCCAAGAAAAUUACAUCAUUUUUAAAGGAAGAAUCUUUAACGGCUGAAAAUGAUGAAGAAGUAGAAGUGCCCAAACCAACGAAAUCAGAAGAAGUUAAUCAACCUCGAACAGAAGCAAGCAGCCAAGUGAUAAGUGUUUCUCACAAUAAUAAUCGUAAAGAAUGGAUUUGAAACGAGUGAUCUUUUUUUAUUUUUAUUUCAAAAUUAUUUCCAAACGAAACUUGACUUUUAUUAAUUGUUUAAAUACUCUUUCGUCAAAUGGUUGACAGUAAAAAGCUGUAAAAUUAUUUUAUAAACUGGCCCGAUUGCACAAAUUCAAAGUAUUAAAAUUUGGAGGAAUCUGAAUCAAAGCGUGAGAAGAACAAUCAAGUGCACAAAGAAAAUUGAAAGAAAUUUAAUUUAAUCAAACCAAAUGUAAACCAUAUGAUAUUUGAUCAACAUUUCCUGUUCUGUUUCAAAGCGCCUCCUUAAUUGCAAUUAUUUUUUUCUGUUACCCAUUUAAAUUGAUGGUGAAGAGUAACUGGAAGAUUCAAUCUUAAAGACAAUGGAUUUAAUGUGCAUUAAUCAAAAACCACUGAUCAUUCCUUGACUGAAAUUGGUUCAAUCAACUAAAUUGGAAUGACAAUUGGAAACAAUCAAAUUAGACUGAUCAAAUUAAAAAUUUGAUCUUACUAGUCAUUAAUUAAUCAUUAAAACAGUUUAAUGUCUAGAAGAAGCAGAAAAACGAUAUAAUUUGUUUGUUAAUUCGUUUAUAAUUUGGCCUUAGCAAAUAACUUCUGGAAAUCAGAUCAUAGUUAAAGUAACCUGAUAUUAAUGAAAUUAAUACCAAGGAAGGAAUGAAGAAAAUUGUUUAUCAUCCAACCACAAAACAGUCAUCGAACCUGUUAGAUGUACAAAAAAGUGCCGUUAACCAAAAAUGAUCACAAAUUAGUGGAAACAUUUAAAGCUGGCUGAGAAUAUAUAAUUUAUUGAUUACAUCGAAACGAUUUAACAGUAUUGACGAUUUGAUAGUAUGAAGCUAUGAAAUCGUAAAGUAAAUUUGUAUCUUUAUUCAUCAAAACUGUGAAUUUAAAUAACACUUUGAAUGCAUACGAUUGAAGGUGAAAAUUGUAAAAUUAAACCAAACGAAAUAAGUUAUGUAAUUUUUGUAUUUAAAGGUUGAUUAAACAAUUAAAGAUGAUUCAAGUUGCGUA
Messenger RNA from Tetranychus urticae (two-spotted spider mite), 5456 nucleotides. RefSeq names its product transient receptor potential-gamma protein. The record is from RefSeq and is a predicted model, not a curated record. Gene Ontology annotation, biological process: calcium ion transmembrane transport; regulation of cytosolic calcium ion concentration. Gene Ontology annotation, cellular component: cation channel complex; plasma membrane. Gene Ontology annotation, molecular function: store-operated calcium channel activity; protein binding; inositol 1,4,5 trisphosphate binding. NCBI's taxonomy places the organism in Eukaryota, Metazoa, Arthropoda, Arachnida, Trombidiformes, Tetranychidae.